Molecule: messenger RNA, 1644 nt
Organism: Colletotrichum lupini
Lineage: Eukaryota; Fungi; Ascomycota; Sordariomycetes; Glomerellales; Glomerellaceae
Product: major facilitator superfamily transporter
Exons: 6
Coding region: 1-1644 (547 amino acids)
Biological process (GO): transmembrane transport
Cellular component (GO): membrane
Molecular function (GO): transmembrane transporter activity
Source: RefSeq, a predicted model, not a curated record
AUGACGAACGAAGUCGAAAAAGACACUGAAAAGGCCGAGAGCCAUUCAUCAAAUCAGGACGAUGACAGCGCCACAGUCCACGAGGACUCGGGCUUCGAGCCCAUCCGCACGGGCGCCGCCGGUACACGGUCACUCCGUCAGUCAAGAUCAUUGACCCGGACGCGGUCACAAAACGGCUACAGCUGUGACGACUACCAAGAGGACGACAGCUCGCCAAGAGAACCGGAAAAGGACCAGUAUGAAGUGACUUUCGAGGGCGGCGACAGCGAUCCCAUGAGUCCACGUAGUUUGGGCAAGGCGAGAAAGUGGCUCAUUGUAUCCAUUGUAUCGUGCGCGAGUUUUUGCGUUACCGCUGCGAGCUCCAUCUACACCUCGACGUAUGCCCAGAUGGAUGCAGAAUUCGGCAACUCCCGACUGGUGAGCACUAUUGGCCUGUCAGUCUUUGUUCUCGGCAUCAGCUUGGGCCCCAUGUUCCUGAGCCCUCUCAGCGAGUUUUACGGACGCCGGCCCAUCUAUCUCGUCUCUUGGUCCAUGUAUGUCAUCUGGAUCAUCCCGUCAGCAGUCGCCAAGAAUAUUGCAACUAUGAUCGUUGCCCGAUUUUUCGACGGUUUGUCUGGCAGCGCCUUCCUCGCCGUAUCCGGUGGCACAGUGAGUGACUUGUUUGCUCGUCAUGAGCUCCAAGCCCCUAUGCUCAUGUACUCACUUGCUCCCUUCAUCGGCCCAUGCAUCGGCCCGUUGAUUGGUGGCUUCGUCAACUACAACGCACACUGGAGAUGGACGUACUAUGUCAUGAUCAUCUGGGCUUUUGCGCUUUUGGUCGCCAUUGUCGUACUCGUUCCUGAGACUUAUCAUCCGAUCGUCCUGCGGACCAAGGCACGCAAGAUCCAAAAAGAGACAGGUGACGAGCGGUGGAAGGCCCCUGUUGAGAACAUGACCAAGUCCGUCAUCAAGACAAUUGGCAUCUCCUUGAUGCGUCCCUUCCAGCUCAUUGCCUUUGAACCCAUGGUCCUCAGCCUCGACAUCUUCUCGGCCAUUCUCUUGGGUAUUCUGUACCUUUUCUUCGGUGCAUUCCCCCUCGUCUUCACAACGAUCCAUGGCUUCAACCUGUGGCAAGUCGGUCUCACCUUCCUAGGUAUCCUCGUGGGCAUGUUCCUUGCCGCCGCGACGGACCCCUUGUGGCACCGUAUCCGUAGUCGACUCAUGGCCGACUUGGAAAAGGAGACGGGCGUCGAGGGUGCCAGCGAGCCAGAGUUCCGCCUUCCACCAGUCAUCCUGGGAGCCUUCCUCUGUCCCAUUGGCAUCUUCUGGUUUGGUUGGAGUCUUCAUGUGCACUGGAUCAUGCCCAUCAUUGGAUCCGCCAUUUUUGGAGCUGGAACUCUCCUCGUCUUCACUGGGAUCUUUACGUUUCUUGUCGAUGCUUAUCCUUUAUACGCCGCCUCGGCCCUCGCAAGUAAUGCGUUUGUGCGAUGCAUGUUCGCUGCCGCAUUCCCGUUGUUUGGAACGAAAAUGUACAACAAGCUUGGAUACUCUUGGGCUUCGUCACUGCUCGCCUUCUUGACGGUGGCCAUGCUCCCGUUUCCGUACAUCUUCUUCAAGUAUGGCAAGAAGAUCAGAAGUCGUAGUCGGUUCGCCACGCGGGCGUGA